AUGCCGUUUUGGGAAGGAGCCCUGAUCGACGCCUAUUGGCGGACGGGGCAGGUGGGGCAUACAUCUUAUGCCUCAUUCUCCUUGGAUUCGGACAAAUUCUUCUCCAAAUAUUCCUUCAGUCUACGCAGGGGGCAGCAAAAUCAUGGACCGCUAGUCGAUCGAUUUGCUUAUCAGAUAUAUCUGAAGGUGCCCUGCCUCUUUGAGCCUAUAGCUUUGCUCUCGGUCUUCAAAGGUCGCACUGGAGAGUCGCGCGAUAAGCAAGCCGCAGUAGAGCGAUGCGAUGUCGAGCUACAUGAUUCGCCGGAUCAGACAGAAUGCAGGUUACUCAUACAAAUGAUAUGUGGUCAGGGCGUCGUAAAAUCCUAUAAACUGACCUAUGAGCCUGUCGCUGUGCAGCACGCGCUAUUUGAUCAAUCGCGCGUGCGGAAUCAAUGGAAAAUCGAAGCCAAGAUUCUGCGAGAAAUCAUUGACCACUUCAGUCCGUCUGCAGAGCAACUAGAUAUUUAUCCUGAUACAGGAAAGGCGAUUUUUACUAGCUUUACUAAUAAAAUCAGUGAUGGGAAGGAAAUCCUGAAACAACCGGUUCAUACAUCCGUGGCCAUCGACAAAAAAGAUUUUGACGAAUUUAUAGUCAGGGAUGGUCUGCAUAUUGCCAUCAAUGUCAAAGACUUCAAAGCCGCAGUCAUCCAUGCAGAUAGCAUAAAAACGGCCAUCACAGCACGUUACACUCGGCCCUGUCGGCCUUUACAACUAGUUUACACAUCAGACGAUGGAAUUGACUCUGAGUUCACACUUAUGACGCGUGGGGAGGUUGACGAAAAGGACAACGAUGAUGAUGACGGUGUCUCUAGACCAGCCUCGCAGCUUUCUGCUAGGCCAUCUGCUCGACGUGCAGCAGUAACAUCCGAACCAACAGCCAGCCAGGCUGUCGCUACUUCAUCUGCAGCAGCAGCAGCAAAGGCUUCCAUGCCACCGCCACCGCCGCCACCGUCGAGCCGACCUCCCGUAGUUCAGCCAUUGUCAUCUCACAGAUCGGAGUUAUUAUCAAGUGCUGCAUCUAGGGCGGCACUGGUAGAUAUUAAAGAUAGCCUUUUUGUGCCCGCGGAUGAUGACAGGCAGUGGGAUGAACAGUUGUAUGAGGAGGAGGAAGCGCAGGAUAUUCUGGGCUGGGAUUCAACUAUUGAGCCGGGAGCAUAUCAUGAAGGCCGUCCAAGGCCUCUAAGGGAUGAAUAUCCAACUGUUCCAUCUGAAGCACAAAACGCCGGCAAUGAUGAGACUGGUAUUCCGCCGACGCAGCCCAUGUCACAGAUACGAAAAUUGGGUCUUUUCGAUUGA
This is a messenger RNA of Talaromyces atroroseus, 1335 nucleotides long. RefSeq lists its product as hypothetical. The coding region runs from base 1 to 1335 and encodes 444 amino acids. The transcript is spliced from 7 exons. NCBI's taxonomy places the organism in Eukaryota, Fungi, Ascomycota, Eurotiomycetes, Eurotiales, Trichocomaceae. Gene Ontology annotation, cellular component: checkpoint clamp complex. The record is from RefSeq and is a predicted model, not a curated record. Gene Ontology annotation, biological process: mitotic intra-S DNA damage checkpoint signaling; cellular response to ionizing radiation; DNA replication checkpoint signaling.